Messenger RNA from Fusarium verticillioides 7600, 2257 nucleotides. Its product is annotated as gluconokinase. Gene Ontology annotation, molecular function: gluconokinase activity. Bases 289 to 984 code for a protein of 231 amino acids. The record is from RefSeq and is a predicted model, not a curated record. The transcript is spliced from 2 exons. NCBI's taxonomy places the organism in Eukaryota, Fungi, Ascomycota, Sordariomycetes, Hypocreales, Nectriaceae. Gene Ontology annotation, cellular component: cytoplasm.
CUUAUAUAGAUCCCUCUGGCCCCCGUGUCUCUCGGUCAAACUGCUCUACUGAUUUGCAAUUCUUGGCUUUUUCCUGUUCACAUCUUGAUUUACUCAAUCGAUUCAUAGACAUUUGACCGUCCCGUUACUACGUCAUUAUCAUUGUCAUUCCCAUUCAUCGUUGCCAGUCUCACCUCGCUCGACCUUCAGUUAUACACCAAGCGACAGGCGUCAUUAGAGACUUGUUUAACAUUGUAAAUAUUCCUGAAAGAUUGGCUUUGUUGGCUCUCUUCAUUGCUUGAUACGAAAAUGCUUUCCUACGAACCCACACCAAUGUCAAUCAAGACUCCCACAAAACCAACUACCAUUGCUUUGCCGCCCACCACUUCGUCACCAAUGACGGUAGCGUCCCCAUCCAUCAACUCUGCCACCAUCAAUGGCCACAAAGCCCAGGGACAACAACACAUCUGGCUGGUUACGGGCCCUGCCGGCUGUGGAAAGACAACAGUCGCUGGUUAUUUGGCUCAAUCAUUAGGCCUGCCUUAUAUUGAGGGUGAUUCGUUCCACCCUCCCGCCAAUAUUGAUAAGAUGCGAAAUGGUAUUCCCUUAACUGACGCCGAUCGAUGGGAUUGGCUCACAGCUUUACGGGAAGAAUCCAUCAAGAGACUGAAUUCCGGAUCCAAUGGAGUGGUCCUUACUUGCUCGGCUCUCAAGCGCAAGUAUCGCGAUGUCAUCCGCGUUGCUGGAUACUACGAUCACCGCAUUCAGAUCCACUUCGUUUUCCUUGACGCUUCUGAGGAGCUUCUUCUCGCCCGUGUCGCCCAACGACAAAACCAUUACAUGGGCGCCAAUAUGGUCCAUAGCCAAUUUGAGACCCUUGAGCGACCUCUGGCCGAUGAAAAGGAUGUUAUCACCAUCGACGUCAGCCGACCCAUAGAAGAGGUGGAGCGUGAAGCCCUCAGCAACGUGUUGGAAACAAUCACCAAAUCUCAAGACAAGCCAUGAGCGCUAGACAGCGUUGGAAAACAAUGUUUGGUACGCUUUAUAUCCAUUUGGUACAUAUUUACCGGCUUCAGCGUAUACUGCCGACCCGCCAUACACAGUCAUUUUGGACAAUUUUAGGCGAGGCCUUAUUAUCAAGCAGGGAGUCACAGCGUUAUGGUUAUAUAUGCAUUCAGGAUUUCGGAGUUCAAAGAUUUAAAAGGCGUUCGGAACCAAGAGUCUUGUCAUUGCCCAGUACCAAUGAACUCGGACAGCUCUCCGAUGAGGCGCGACCAGGGAAAAGAGACUAGCUAGCUUGGUGCAGUCCCCCGCAAAGUGUCAGAGUUGCAGUCAGUGUACCGCAUGAGCACAACUGGGGCUGCUUGCUUAUCACUUAUGUACACGGAUAGGCUAAAAAGAAGGGAAGGAAAGAUACUCCCUCAUCCCCAGGAUUCUGUUUACGCUGCGCGCAUGAGGUGGGAGCCAAAUUUGAGCGAGAUAUGAAGCCAGCUUGGAGGAUUGCGAUAUUAUCUACUCCAUGUCAGAAGAUGCAUGAUCUGCUUCACUUGUUAGGGCAGAAAUAUACACAAAUGUUUUUGCACUACAAACCCAUUAGUACUAUGCGAUGUCUGCCGUCCGUUUGCUACGAGCCUAGGAGGUUUCCUGUAAUUUUACUCGCGGAGGAGACAUCUGUUCCGGCAUUGGCUUUCAGCUAUCCAGUUGAACAAAGUCUACUGCAUCAUGACAACUCAACCCACUUGACCACGGCUCAGCUCGUCUGAUUGAAAAUGCCUCUGACCGACAAGCGAGCGAGUGAUAGCUCAUACUAAUACUUGGAAUGUAAUUGGAAGCUUCGGGUCGGUGUGUUGUCAUCAUGCAGGGUAAAACCCAUUCGGCAUUGGAGACUGAGCGAUUUGCAUCACGAGGUUAUCAAUGCAACGGAAUCAGGGUUCUAUAGCUUGGGCCAACAUCAUCACUCUUGAUGCUGAUGUAGAUUGUAUGGAUUCUCCGGCCGCUCACUCCCUUCGCCUCGCCAUUAUCAAAAAUGAGACCUUGAGAUUUAGCCAAACCGGGAUUCAUUGCCGAGGAACAAUGCAAUAUCGCGGCUCAGCAGCGUCUCACCAGCUUUGUAUAUCCUCUUUCGUGUUCGUAAUUUAUGAAUUUUUGGUAAUCUAGAUUAUAUACAUUAACGCCCUCUUAUCUAUUUCAGAUGCAUUACCAUAAGAUCCGGCUCUUCCACUAUUUGUCUUACAACCUCAGCGGCUCGCGCCAUGGUAGCGCCAUCAAUAACUCGGUG